AUGGCAGUAUCGGAGGAAUUAGAGGAGGUGAUAGGAGUGUUGGAAGGCAAGUUCGAAAAGCCGGACAUAAGGUCAACAAUUGAAAACCUAAUGGACGAGUACGAGUUCUCAGACAAGGCAGUGGUGGGAGCGUAUAAGCGCUGCAAGGACGAAAAGGUCGAGGACGCAAACCUGAUGUCGUGUUUCAUAGGAGGGCUGUACAGGGAAAAAAUACUGGAAAACCACAAAAUUAUGCUCUGCGCCUCGGAAUACUUCUCAGGAACGUACAUGGACUGCUUCCUAACGUGCUUCGAAAACUACACACCAGAGUGUUUGACAUGUGCGGGAGAACAUUUACCGAAUCUGAUAGACUGUAUGCUAGGACUUCCAUACGAGUUCCAAUAG
Molecule: messenger RNA, 384 nt
Organism: Theileria orientalis strain Shintoku
Lineage: Eukaryota; Apicomplexa; Aconoidasida; Piroplasmida; Theileriidae
Exons: 2
Coding region: 1-384 (127 amino acids)
Source: RefSeq, a predicted model, not a curated record